Octopus sinensis (East Asian common octopus) is the source of this 1216-nucleotide messenger RNA. Its product is annotated as S-crystallin 4-like. Lineage: Eukaryota; Metazoa; Mollusca; Cephalopoda; Octopoda; Octopodidae. Bases 462 to 1112 code for a protein of 216 amino acids. Gene Ontology annotation, biological process: glutathione metabolic process. Gene Ontology annotation, molecular function: glutathione transferase activity. The record is from RefSeq and is a predicted model, not a curated record. The transcript is spliced from 6 exons.
CUCUCUCGACGUAUAUAUAUGCGUGUACGUCUGCCUGUGUGUGUAUGUGUAUAUGUGUGCGUGUAGAACGGUGAUUUGCAACUAAGAAGAUAAUAGUAAUUGCCAUCGAUGUAUGCUGAUCUGACAUAUGUGUCAAAGAGGCAUGUCUUAGUUUCUUCUCUUGAAAAGUGCCGAAGCAUACUGGCAAAGUAUUGUGUAUUAACAAAACUAUCAAGCUGACCAUCUAUAGCAACACCGACGUUAAUAUCAAACACAUCAAAAUCGUCGACAAAGAGCAAAAGUCUCGGAGACUGCAGCCACGUCAACAUCGAAAAUAUUAAAAAUUCUCCUGUGAACAAUUGAUAUCAAAUCCAUUAAAUAUUCUUAAACGACCAUAAAUACUGACAAAAAUAAAAGAAAUAACUUAUCGAAGCAAUUUCAGUUGUGUGAAGAUUACAGCAACAAUACCAACAAUAUCAACUAUGCCGUCUUAUACGAUUCACUACUUCAACCAUCGUGGCCGUGCUGAAGUAUGCCGUAUGCUUUUAGCAGCUGCUGGCGUCAAGUACAAUGACCGCAGGAUCGAAUCUUCAGAAUGGGCUGUCAUGAGAGAACUGAUGCCGUGUAGUAUGAUGCCAGUUCUUGAAUUUGAUGAUGGAACAAAAAUUCCACAAAGCAUGGCUAUGGCUAGAUUUCUUGCAACAGAAUAUGGUUUCCAUGGUAACACAAAUAUGGAGAAACUUCGAGUGGAUUAUAUAUCGGAAUGUUUCUACGAUAUCCUCGAUGACUACCUUAGGAUGUACCACGAUGAGCAUGGCAGAAUGAGGUUUGAACAGUUUGGUGUCAUGUCUAAUGGAACAUCAGAAAAAUAUUUGCGAUUCCAGUCAACUUGCAGACGAAUUCUUCCAUAUAUGGAAAAAACGCUAGAAAUGCGUUCCAGUGGCAAUAAAUUCUUCAUGGGUGAACAGAUGACACUGGCCGAUAUCAUGUGUUACAGCGCUCUAGAAAGCCCAAUGCUGGAAGAUUCAAGUUUUCUACACAGUUACCCAAAACUUCAGAGUUUAAGAAACCGUGUCAAGAAUCAACCAAAUAUCAACAACUAUUUGAAAAUGAGGAAUUGUACAGAAUUCUAAGAAACAAUUUCCAACUCGCCAUAGUAACUUACUCUAAGACGUCAUUAGAGUAAUUGUUGGUGAUAUCCAUACAUUUAAUGUGGUAAUUCAAUAACUACGUGACA